Messenger RNA from Schizosaccharomyces japonicus yFS275, 2507 nucleotides. Its product is annotated as glutamine synthetase. NCBI's taxonomy places the organism in Eukaryota, Fungi, Ascomycota, Schizosaccharomycetes, Schizosaccharomycetales, Schizosaccharomycetaceae. Gene Ontology annotation, molecular function: catalytic activity; glutamine synthetase activity. The record is from RefSeq and is a predicted model, not a curated record. The coding region runs from base 734 to 2149 and encodes 471 amino acids. The transcript has a single exon.
CGUCCGUGGCUUAGGGAACACUCCUACGGAAUAUAAAAGCUCUAACAGUACCGGGGCUUGAAUUAAAGAAUUAUCCUCGACAAUACAGGAUUUAAAAUGAGCGUAAAUAAAAUAUAAUGUCGUUCAAUUUACCCGUUUUGUGUUCAUUUUCAGAAGAGUUCUUUUGCUAAGUGAUACAUCUUCUCAUGAGACAUUCAUUUAAAACAUCAAUUUUGGCACAUAUGUAUACUGCUAAUAAGAACGAAAUUGUUUUACUAAGCUAAACGCGCCGCGAAGUAAUAAAUAGCUGGGUAAUAUCUAUUUUACGCACGCUUAGUGUUAUUUUGUCUACCACAAAGGGGCCCUCGUCUAUUUGUCAUGAUUUACCGGUCUCUUUAUGGUAUGCGAUUUCAAAGUCCAUGAAUGAAUUUGCAUUCCUCAGAGCAUUUUGUUUUAAUCUUAUGAUCAUUAUGAGUUUUUAAGCAUUAUCCCUUUUAUAAUUGUUAAAAUGAACUUCUGAACAAUAAUUAAUGUCUUCGGCUAUUAAUAUAAAUCGCAGUACUGGAAUAGUUGUUCGGAUUUCAGAAUUUUCUGUUACGGGACGGGAGCUAAAUACUCGAUGUAUUGAGUCGCAUUUUAGCUAUUGUUUCAAUUGUGAGGAUCUGCACGCCUUUAUUGCAUUUGUGAUAAAGUUGACAAUUUCGUUGCUUUUUACUACAAUUAGUCGGUGCUAAGUACUUGGCUCCAACUGAAAAUGUUAGUUUACACAAAUCCAGAUCCUGUAUCUGUCUACGUAUCUUUUGAUGUUGAAGGGCGAGUUCAUGAAGAGUAUGCUACUAAUGCAGCGCACCUCGAUCUACCUGCAUAUUCACGGGAGGAGGUAUAUGAUAAUGCAUACUUUUCUUAUAAUGCUUAUUCUAUGAUUCGAGAGUUGCAAUUACAAAAUGGCCUUCUUUUAAAAAAUGCCAUCGUAAUAUACCGGGGAAAUAAGAAACCACGUUUCUAUGCAGAACUUAGUAACCGUAAAUUCUGUUUUUUUGAAAAGGGUCUAGAUAUUUAUAAACUAUAUCUCUAUGACUUUGAAACUGGAUUGCCUUCAGUACAAGACCCACGUUUUUUGCUUCGUAUUGUUAAUGAGAAAUACCAAAGAUUUGAAAAUGAAGUGAAGGUCGCCUUCAGUUAUAAUUUCUAUUACUUUCGCAAUGCGAAAGAUGUGUCCCCACAGCAAGGCAUAUCCAAACUUCAAGCUUCCACCUAUGGUAUGGCGGGCUAUGAAUUGGCACGCGUUUCCGACUUCAAGGAUCAAUGGACUACCGUCACGAAAAAGUGUGUUAACAUGUUUGCGUAUAGCUGCAUACAACAUGAAAUCGCUGGCCUUGAGUAUACUCUCAUCCCAUUAGAAUCAAUGGAAAUGGCUGAUGAAGCCAUGAAGGCCAAGUUUAUUAUAACAAACUAUGGAAGGAGAGCCGGUUUAUAUGCAAACUUUAUGGCUAAACCACUGAGCGGUUUACCAGGUUGCUCCGGGUUUGUCCGAGUCAAUCUCUCUCAGAAUCCUAAGAGUGUGCCUGUUCCCGCACUAGCGAAGAAACAUCAUAACUUGUAUGAAGAGUCAGCAAUGCUUCAGGCACCAGCCGAGCAGUUCUUGGCCGGAGUACUGCUGGCCGCCAGGGAUCUUGUGCUGAUAUUUGCACCGACGGUCAAUUCCUACAAAAGACUGUGGGAGCAGUCUUCACAUUUGACAAGUAUUUCAUGGGGUCUGACAAGCGAGAAUGCUAUUCGUAUAGUUGCUCCGCCAUUGUGCGAGUUGCGCGACACACAUCUUGAAAUAAGAAUCCCAGGUGCAGAUGCUCAACCUCACCUUGUGUUAGCGGCAAUUCUCGCAGCUGGAUAUUAUGGCAUUGAAACCAAUGCCGAAAUCCCAUUCCCACCGAUUGGUCCAUUCUCUGCUCCACAGAAGCUCGAUGCCGCUGUCGAACGGUUGACUCAAAUGCCAAAGUCACUUGGCGAAGCCAUUGAAGUAUUUCGCGCGCCCAAUAGCAUGGCACGGAAAUUGCUUGGUGAUGGUUUUGUUAAUUACUACUCUGAAAACCGGCUCGCCGAGCUUAAUGAAUGGAACAAGACCGUUGGUAGUUGGGAACAAUUACGCUAUAUGGAGGUUCAAUACUACUAGCAAUCGUUCCUUUUCCCUGCUAACACUUGCUCGUGCUCACUUAUACUAUUACUAUUACCAUUCCCACUACUAUGACUACUACUCCUAUUAUUCUCUUAUUCUCUUAUUAUUAUUACUCUUGCCCUUACUAGUUGCUCUUUUAUUUUAUUUUUUGCUAAUUCAUGAAUACUACGAGAUUUACUAUAAGCUGGAGUUUUACUAUUCCAUAUUUGGCGCGGGAACUGAAACUACACAUUCGGCGAAAUGACUACGAAUUCAAUAUCCUAAGGGAUUUCUAGUUAACAAUAUCCCUAAAACCCAGUGAUACUGACAACUCGGUUACAUUACCCUAAAUGCGUAUUUUAGCGGUAUGUUGCGA